CAGUUUUCCAGAACCAAAAGUCUCCAUUGAAUCCGGAGCAGAGAGAUUCAGAGCUCGAAGCAAAAUGGCAGAUGAAGCAAACAGAAAGGCUUUUCUUGAGAUCCAGAGCCGCAUGAUUGAAAGUACAGCAAAGUUGAAGCAGUUUCAGAAUCAGAUAAGAAGUAAAGAAGAAAAGAAGCGUGCAUAUUUGACCUUGGAGGAACUGCGUCAAUUGUUGGACGAUACUAAUACAUACAAAUCCAUAGGGAGAACGUUUGUAUUGGAGCCCAAAUCAGUUUUAAUGGAUGAACAAGAGCAAAAGCUCAAGGAUAGUGAAGCUGCAAUAUCAGCAUUAGAGAAAUCCAAGGAAUACUUAGAAAAGCAGAUAGCAGAGGUGGAGAACAACCUGAGAGAGCUGCUCAACGAUCCUGGUCUUGCUCGUCAAAUAAUGUCCAUGUCUGUGUAAUGUAAUUCUAGUGUACCGAAAUUUGUGGCAUAUCGUUUUAUCCAUUGUGACUGUUGCCAUAUUAUGUAUUUUCUCACAUGUAAAA
Messenger RNA from Coffea arabica (coffee), 530 nucleotides. NCBI's taxonomy places the organism in Eukaryota, Viridiplantae, Streptophyta, Magnoliopsida, Gentianales, Rubiaceae. The record is from RefSeq and is a predicted model, not a curated record.